AUGAAGAUUUGGACCACUCUUUUGAUCCUGGCCGGAGUAGCCUCCGCAACCUCGAUCCAUCACGACAAACAUACAAGGCUAAAGCGGGAUGCUUGCUCUGGAAAUACCGCCAGUGACAGACAGACCUGGUGCGACUACGACGUGAGCACCAACUACUACGAUGUCGUCCCCACCACCGGCGUGACCAGAGAGUAUUACUUCAACAUCGAAGAUGUCACAGUUGCUCCCGAUGGCUACUCUCGUGCAGCAAUGGCAGUCAACGGGACAAUUCCAGGCCCUACCAUCAUAGCUGACUGGGGCGAUGAUGUUAUCGUUCAUGUCACCAACAGUCUGACCUCAAAGAAUGGAUCUAGCAUCCAUUUCCACGGCAUCCGCCAGAACUAUACCAACCAGAACGACGGUGUUGUAUCCAUUACUCAAUGCCCUACUGCUCCGGGACAGACAACAACCUACAAGUGGAAAGCUACACAAUAUGGCACAUCAUGGUACCAUUCUCACAUUGGGUUGCAAGCCUACGAAGGUGUCUUCGGUGGAAUUGUGAUCAACGGUCCUGCCACUGAGAACUAUGAUGUGGACAAAGGAGUUUUGUUCCUCAAUGAUUGGAGUCACCAGACUGUUGAUCAACUCUGGUACUCUGCCGAGGCCAAUGGCCCGCCUACAUUAGACAAUGGUCUCAUCAACGGUACCAAUGUGUAUGGAGAUGACGAUUCAACGACCCAGACAGGCCAUCGCUUCAACACAUCAUUCACUGCAGGCACUUCUUAUCGCUUCCGUCUUGUGAACGCUGCGGUAGAUACCCACUUCAAGUUCUCAAUUGACAACCAUACUCUGACGGUGAUGGCUAUGGACUUGGUACCUAUCGAGCCAUUUACCACAACUAUCUUGAACAUCGGCAUGGGUCAGCGGUACGAUAUUGUGGUCAGCGCAGACCAAUCCACCGGAAGUGACAGUUUCUGGAUGCGCGCAAUUCCCCAAGCCGCCUGCUCCGACAAUGACAGCGCAGACAAUAUCAAAGGCAUCGUUUAUUAUGGCAGCACAAUAUCCACUCCCACCACCACCGAAUACACGUACACCGACAGUUGCGACGACAUGGACAUCUCUGAUCUCGUCCCGUAUCUGGCCCAGAGCGCAUCGGAACCAUACUACAACUCCAGCGAACCAGUCACACUAGGCACAAACUCCGAUAGCUACUUCCGCUGGCAGCUGAACGGGACAGCAAUGCAAGUAUACUGGGAUAACCCGACACUCCUGCAAGUCUGGAAUAACGACACGACAUUCACCGAGGAGAGCGGCGUAAUUGUGCUCCCGACCGCAGACAAGUGGUCCUAUGUUGUCAUCGAAACUACCCUGGCUGUCCCGCAUCCUAUCCACUUGCACGGCCACGACUUCUUUGUCAUCGCGCAGGGAACGGGCACGUACAGCUCCUCCGAUGACACGAGCUUGACGAACCCGCCCCGCCGGGAUGUGGCCAUGCUCCCGGCCUCUGGGUACCUUGCCAUUGCGUUCAAGACUGACAAUCCCGGAGCUUGGCUGAUGCAUUGCCAUAUUGGAUGGCAUACUUCGGAGGGCUUUGCUAUUCAGUUCUUGGAGAGGUAUGAUGAGGCGCGGGCCCUGAUUGAUUAUGAUACUUUGAAUUCUACUUGUGAGGCGUGGGAUGCAUAUGUCACAGAGAGUUCGGUCGAGGAGGAGGAUGAUGGCAUAUAG
Penicillium roqueforti is the source of this 1704-nucleotide messenger RNA. RefSeq names its product CAZyme family AA1. Gene Ontology annotation, molecular function: copper ion binding; oxidoreductase activity. Lineage: Eukaryota; Fungi; Ascomycota; Eurotiomycetes; Eurotiales; Aspergillaceae. Bases 1 to 1704 code for a protein of 567 amino acids. The record is from RefSeq and is a predicted model, not a curated record. The transcript has 2 exons.